AUGGAUGAAAUUAAACAAAAACUACCAAAAAUUGAAGUUAAUCAAGGAACAAUUGAAUAUUCCAGUGAACUGGAAUCAUCAGGAUCUGAUGAAGACUUUGAUGCAAGUGCUAAUGACGAGCGUAAAUUUCGACUUGAAGAGCAUCGAGGUAGCAAUUUAGUGUUGCAACAUAUCACUGGACGUCGUGGGUCAUUUCUUUAUAGACAAGAUACAAACUCUGGACAUUCAUAUUAUAGUUCAAGGCACGAAUCAAUCACCGGCGAUGAAACAACUAGACAUCAAAUUGAUGAACCGAUUGUAACACCAUUUGCUCAAAUAUUGGCUAGUUUAAGAAAAGUUCGAUUAAAUUUUAUUAUAUUAACAAAUGUGACAAGUACAAGAGAUUCACGAUUUGGAGCUGUUCAAUCAAUACAAUCUAAUGAAGAUGGAAAUAGUUCUUCACACUUAGGUUACAGUGGUAGUUGUAGUGGUGGACAAAAUAAGAUAACAGCUAGUGAAACAUUGGAAGAACUUGAAUGGUGUUUAGAAAGAUUAGAAAAUAUACAAACUCAUCGAUCUGUUAGCGAUAUGGCAUCGAGUAAAUUUAAGAAAAUGUUAAAUAAAGAAUUAAGUCAAUUCGCUGAUGCUGGUCAAAGUGGCAAACAAAUAUCCGAAUAUAUUUGUUCAACAUUUUUAGAUUCAAAAGAAAAUGAUCCAUUAACAACUACAAAUCAUCCAUCUAUGAUAUCACAUAAUAAUACACAUGGAAUAAUGUCUAAUAGUAUGAAUAAAGAUAUAAUAAUAAAUAAUCAUGAUAAUCUUUCUGAAGUGAAUACAUAUAAACCUUUAGAUAGCAUAAAGAAUUCAGAAUCAACUGGUAUGUAUUUAUUUAAAACUGUUGAACCCGGUGAAACAAUUCAAACAACAGCUGCAACAACAACAACAACACUGACUAACAUUACUGAUGGUGAUACAAUGAUAGCAGUGACUAGUGAUAAUAACAGUAGUAAUAUUCCUAGUACAAUUAAAAGUACAACCGCAACAAUGGGAUCUACUAUAAUGAGUAAAUCAUUGUCGAAAUUAUCUUCCUCACUAUCAACAUUAUCAUUGAAAAUGAAUAGUAAUGUGAAUAUAAAUGAAAAUACUAAUAGUAAUGACAAUGAUGAUAAUAAUAAUAAUAAUAUAAUGAUUAAAUCUAGUGGAAAUUCUCAUAUCACAAUGUCAAUCCAUUCUUCUGGUACAUCACCUCCUCCUCCUCCUCAAUCUCAUCAACAUCAUAGUGAAUAUGAUAAAAUCCAUUGUUCACAAACACAAAUUGUACCAUAUGUAAUGAAUUCAACAGAUCCAAAGAAACUUGAAGAUCUUCUAAAAACUUCCCUUGAUCUAUGGGGUAUUGAUAUAUUUGUAGUAGACCAACUUACUACUAAUCCACUAACGUGUGUAUUUUAUAAUAUUGUACAGAAAAGAAAUCUUUUGCAAAAAUUUGCUAUACCUGAACGUAAUCUACUUCUAUACAUGACUGCUGUUGAAGAGAAAUAUAACGAUAAUCCGUAUCAUAAUCGUGUUCAUGCAGCUGAUGUUGUACAGUCAACACAUGUAUUAUUAAAUGCACAAUCAUUAGAGUCUGUAUUUACAGAUUUAGAAAUUUUCACAGUACUAUUUGCAUGUGCUAUCCAUGAUGUCGGUCAUCCAGGGGUUACAAAUCAAUAUUUAAUUAAUACAAAUGAUCAAUUAGCAAUUCUAUACAAUGAUUCAUCUGUAUUGGAAAAUCAUCAUUUAGCUAUAGCAUUUUCCCUAUUAAGUCAACCAGGUCAUGAUGUUUUUGAGAACUUUCCACGUAAACAGCGACUUAGUUCUAGACGUAUGAUUAUUGAUAUGGUUUUAGCCACAGAUAUGUCUAAACAUAUGAGUUUGUUAGCUGAUUUGAAAACAAUGGUUGAAACAAAAAAAGUUGCUGGAUCCGGUAUACUUACAUUAGAAAAUUAUAUUGACAGAAUGCAGAUUUUACAAAAUAUGGUACAUUGUGCUGAUUUAAGUAAUCCAGCUAAACCAUUAGAUUUGUAUAGACAAUGGACUAAUCGUGUUAUGGAAGAACUUUUUCAACAAGGUGAUAAAGAACGUGAAUUAGGCAUUGAAAUAAGUCCAAUAUGUGAUCGAAAUACAGCAACUAUUGAAAAAUCACAGAUCAGCUUUAUUGAUUACAUUGUUCAUCCAUUAUGGGAAACAUGGUCGGAUUUAGUUUAUCCGGAUGCACAAACUAUUUUAGAAACAUUAGAAGACAAUCGUGAAUGGUAUUAUAAUCAAAUUAAUGAGAAUAAUAAUGAAGAAAAUGAUGAAUGA
This is a messenger RNA of Schistosoma mattheei, 2319 nucleotides long. The record is from the annotation of a GenBank genome assembly. Lineage: Eukaryota; Metazoa; Platyhelminthes; Trematoda; Strigeidida; Schistosomatidae.